Molecule: messenger RNA, 1027 nt
Organism: Paramecium octaurelia
Lineage: Eukaryota; Ciliophora; Oligohymenophorea; Peniculida; Parameciidae
Source: the annotation of a GenBank genome assembly
AUGAAAACUCAAAGAAAGAGUUUGAUUAAAGAAAUUUAAGCUCACUGUCCUCUUACUCUCAAGUAAGCUAGCUAAUUCUAUCAAGCGAACCAGUUGGAAUAGUGUAACCCCUAUGUAACAAGUUGUAUACAAAACCAUUGAGUGAUUGGAAAAAUGUGGAAGCCUUUAUUAAGUGGAGAAAUAUGAAAUGCGAGAAAAGUUUAGCAUUAUUGUAUAGUACAAAAAAGAAUUGCAGAAUUGAUUUACCGAUUCCUUAAGUUAAAAAGUAAUCAGAUAAUAAUUCUACUAAAUCUAUUGAUGUAAUCAUUCCUUAUUAAUAAUAAGAAAAAAAAUAGAACAAGGGAUAUAAUUUAACAUUGUUAAAUGAAUAAAACAAAAUAAUAUGAAUACAUUGAUACAUCUUUAAAUAAAAUGUAUUAAAUAUAGGACAAAUCUGCAUAAGAGUAUUAGAGUUAUCUAAGUAAGCAUUUAGAGGACUCAAGAGCAAUGAGUAAAGCUAUUUCAUUUAACCUAUAAAGCCAGUCUCGUUUUUAAUUGUUUCAUAAGCUUAGAAAUAUGUAAUAAUUUUCUGUUUACACAAUAAAGGAACAAGAACGUUCUUAACCAAUUAAGUUAACAACCUGAAUAAAUUUAAAGCAAGUAGGAGGACUCAAAAAUGAUAAAGAUUGAGGUAAUCAAAAUAAUCAUCAAGUAGACUACUCUACGAAGCACAGAUGAACAAAGCAAUUUAGAUACAUCUCCAAUUACUUAAUGUGAGGAUGGGUAGAACCAUAGGAUAAAAAACAAACUAAAAUCAUUGAUUGGGCCUAUCCAAAAACGGUCAACCACAAAAAAUAGAUAGUUAACUUUACCUUACUUUUCGAAAAAUCAAUUAAAUAUUAAACCGAGUCAUUUUUUUGUGACAAAUCAAGAUUGUGAAAUUAAUCAAUCUUUAGAUAAUAACAGUAACAUCAACUCAUUAAUACGAAAUAAAUCAUCUAUGUUUAGUCGAGAAAUGAAGAGAAUUCGAAUUUAAACUGAAUGUUGA